AUGGACUAUAACUUCCCCGACAGCAGCGGCAGUUACGGAGGGGAAGGGAUCAGCGGCAGCGGUGGAUUUUACAGCGGCGACAAUAGCGUUGAUAUAAAUACUAGCAAUACUUCCUCGAAGAAGCGGAGAAGGAAGGACGCUGGCGGCGGUGAAGACGAGAGUAGUAGUGGUAAAGGCGAGGGGGAGUUGAAGAAGGAGAAUGCGGUGAAGGAUAUCCUCAGCUCGCUUAUGCUAUUGGACGAGGGGGAGAAGCAAGAGCAGAAUCAGUGGCUUGUGGAGUCGCAGCACGAUCAGAAGGUGCGAGUCAUGAAUGAUUUCGGUUCCGGUAUGCAAACCCAUUUCUCCAAUUUGGACGAAUCCAGGACCAAACGCUCCCGCGGCUCUGCUUCAGCGGUGGCUACGGCGGCGGCGGGUUUGGGGGAUUCGGUUCAGACUGGGAAUCGGGGAGGUGGGUCGACGAGCACGGCGCCGCCGCAGCAGCAGCGGCGAUUGUGGGUGAAGGACAGGUCAAAGGACUGGUGGGAUCGGUGUAACCAUCCCGAUUUCCCCGAGGAAGAGUUCAAGAGGGCGUUCCGCAUGAGCAAGGCGACGUUCAGCAUGAUCUGCGAGGAACUUGAUUCCGCGGUGAUGAAGAAGAACACAAUGCUGCGGGAUGCGAUCCCUGUCCGCCAGCGGGUUGCGGUGUGCAUCUGGAGGCUGGCCACAGGGGAGCCACUCCGAAUCGUGUCGAAGAAGUUCGGAUUGGGGAUCUCCACUUGCCACAAGCUGGUUCUCGAGGUGUGUUCAGCAAUCAGCAAGGUGCUGAUGCCCAAGUUUAUCCACUGGCCGGACGAGGAGAAGAUGAGAGGGAUUAAAGGCGAGUACGAAUCGAUCUCGGGGAUACCGAAUGUUGGUGGGUCGAUGUACACAACCCACAUCCCAAUCAUCGCUCCCAAGACCAGUGUAGGCUCUUACUUCAACAAGAGGCACACAGAGAGGAACCAGAAGACAUCGUACUCGAUCACGGUUCAAGGCGUGGUGAAUCCGAGAGGUGUGUUCACAGAUGUGUGCAUUGGCUUGCCUGGCUCAAUGUCAGAUGAUCAGGUGCUUGAGAAGUCUGCACUUUACCAGAGAGCAAGCAUGGGCUUACUGAAAGAUGUCUCGAUCGUGGGGACUUGCGGGCACCCUUUGAUGGACUGGCUUCUGGUGCCCUACACUCACCAGAACCUGACAUGGCCGCAGAACGCUUUCAACGAGAAGAUUGGGGAGAUUCGAGGCGUCGCCAAAGAUGCAUUCGCCAGGCUGAAAGGGAGGUGGACUUGCUUGCAGAAGAGGACGGAGGUGAAGCUACAAGACUUGCCUGCUGUUCUUGGGGCUUGCUGUGUGCUUCACAACAUCUGCGAGAUGAGGAACGAGGUGAUGGAGCCUGAACUCGAGUUCGAUCUUUUCGACGACGAGAUGAUACCAGACAACAACAGCCUGAGAUCAGCCGGUGCGGCACAGGCUAGGGAUCACAUUGCUCACAACCUCUUGCAUCAUGGCCUUGCCGGAACUUCUUUCCUGUAG
This is a messenger RNA of Linum tenue, 1545 nucleotides long. NCBI's taxonomy places the organism in Eukaryota, Viridiplantae, Streptophyta, Magnoliopsida, Malpighiales, Linaceae. The record is from the annotation of a GenBank genome assembly.